AUCGAGUACAAGACUUAUUUGGUUGUUAUGAGCAGGCCUUGGAACUUUUUCCUGAUGAUGAAGUGAUUUGUAACAGUAUUGGGGAACAUCUGUUCAGCUACAACAGAAAACUGAGUGAUGACUUGGUUACUUUAUUUACCAAGGCUAAUUGAAGAGACCUGUGAAGUUAUUGAGAAGGGGAUCAUUUCCAAUUCAACAGGCUAAUCAUGGCUGUUUGGGGGUGGUAUUUAAUCAUAUCGUAAGCUUUACCAAACAAUCAGUGAGUAUUGAUUACUCAGUUGUACAAUACUGUUUUCUUAGAAUUGUGCUUGGAUACUGAGGAUAACAUGAAGACCAUGAUGUAGCCCCUGAUACUAAUGGCUAACUACUUGUGGAAAUAAGAUUAACAUGCGGGAUAGCAUUAAAUAACAAUAUAAGAUUUAAUUUUAAAUCAUUUGCUAUAAGUUUAAGUAUAAUUGAAGGAACUGGAAGGGGAUGGAUUGCUAGGGUUUGUAGUAACCAGGAAAAGUUUCAUGAAAGAGGUGGGCCUGGAAGGGUAGGAUUUAGAAUGCAAGUGGGAGGGCUAUCCGGAUGCAGAGAGGCACAUCUCUAUAGGACUAAGAGCAAACAGCUAAAUAUUUUUUGUUUAUCAUUUCACUGCUAGAAUGGGCUUUAGAGAUGAAGCAGCUGGGUAUUUCCACAAAGCAGUAAAGCUAAAUCCUGACUACAUUGAUGCAAAGGAGAAUUUUUAUCGUGUUGCAAACUGGCUGGUGGAACGCUGGCAUUUUAUCAUGCUUAAUGACAUCAAGAGGAAUAUGACUUAUCAUUCAGCAAUCCAAAAGGUGGUUCGCUUAGGGUGCAAGACUGUUCUGGAUAUUGGAGCAGGAACUGGAAUAUUAAGCAUGUUUGCUAAAAAUGCUGGUGCACACCGUGUCUAUGCCUGUGAACUGUCCAAGACCAUGUAUGAGCUCGCUUGUGACAUAGUGGCAGCAAACAAGAUGGAAACAGGGAUCAAAUUAUUACAUAUGAAGUCCCUUGACAUAGCUGUUCCUAAGCACAUUCCUGAGAGAGUUUCCCUAGUUGUAACAGAAACUGUCGAUGCAGGUUUGUUUGGAGAAGGAAUUGUGGAGAGCUUGAUUCAUGCAUGGGAACAUUUACUUUUGCCACCAAAGCCUAAAGGUAAAGAUGGUAAUUGUAAAGAAUAUGGACAAGUCAUACCUGCCGGUGCCAUUGUGUUUGGCAUGGCAGUGGAAUGUCCAGAAAUACGAAGACAUCACAGGGUAGGUAUUCAGGAUAUUGCUGGUGUUCAUUUGCCAGCAUCUGUGAAAUUUCAGAGUCCAGCAUAUUCUUCUGUAGAUUUUGAAGAAACAAUUGAACCUUAUACAACUGAAAAAAUGAGUCGAGUUCCUGGGGGCUAUUUACCUCUAACAGAGUCCUUUGAAACUAUGACAGUCAAUUUCAAUAAUCUUCAGGAACUAAAAAGUCUUGCAACCAGAAAUCCUCAUCAGCUAAGUAUUCCUGUCAUUCGGGAAGGAGUGUUAGAUGCCAUUAUAGUCUGGUUUGUGCUUCAGCUUGAUGAUGAACACAGUUUAUCAACCAGUCCUCAUGAAGAGACAUGUUGGGAACAAGCUGUCUACCCUGUGCAGAACCUCCCAGAUUAUUUUGUAAAGCCUGGAGACCUUGUGAUGAUGGAAGUUUCUUGCCUGGACUGUUACCUGAGAAUCCAGAACAUUCGUAUUUUAAAUGCUGAUCGUGGAAUGGAUAUAGAGAGAGGUUCCAACAAAAAUGAGGAAGAGUCCCUUGUUUUAGGUAGUGAGGCUGAACUCUGUAGUGCCCUGGCAAGCCUUCAAACCAGUAAACCAGAUGAAGUCAGGCAGACGUGCACACUGGAAUCCACAGAAAUCGCUUUGCUUAACAACGCUCCCUAUCAUGAAGGGUUUAAAGCUGCCAUGAGGAAAGUGCUGACCUCUCUGACCCCAGACAAACAGUUGCAGAUCAUGGACGUUGAAGGCCUCGGGGGGGAGGUGAACUCUGGAAAUGCCCAGGAUGGCAAUACCCUCCCUGACCCCUUGUACGUGCUGGAUGUCUCUGAGGGCUUUUCCAUUCUGCCCAUCAUUGCCGGCACGCUGGGGCCGGUGAAGCCUUACAGUUCUGUGGAGAAGGAGCAGCACCGGCUCACCCUGGACCUCAUUUCUGAAGCCAACCACUUUCCUAGAGACACACUCGAGUUUUGGCUGAGACGCGUGGAAGAUGAUGGCGCCGUUCUGCAGAGACCCAAGUCGGACAAACUCUGGGGCAUUAUCAUCUUGGAUGUCAUUGAGCCCUCCGGCCUUAUUCAGCAGGAGAUGAUGGAAAAGGCAGCAAUAUCCAGGUGCUUAUUACAAUCUGGAGGCAAAAUUUUUCCUCAAUAUGUACUUAUGUUGGGGAUGCUUGUGGAAUCACAGACAUUGGUUGAAGAGAAUGCUGUUCAAGGGACAGAGCCAACUCUUGGACUGAAUAUAGCACCUUUCAUUAACCAGUUCCAGGUUCCUGUACGUGUAUUUUUGGAUCUUUCUACAUUGCCCUGUAUUCCUUUAAGCAAGCCAACUGAACUAUUAAGAUUAGAUUUGAUGAAUCCGUAUUUGAACAAUUCUAACAGAGAAGUGAAGGUGAAGAUUUGUAAAUCUGGACAAGUGACUGCCAUUCCAUUUUGGUAUCAUGUAUAUCUUGAUGAAGAUAUUAGCUUGGAUACAUCAAGUGAAACCUCGCACUGGAAACAAGCUGCAGUUGUAUUAGAAAAUCCUAUCCCUGUUGAAAUAGGACAAGAGGUUGUCCUCAGCAUUCAGCACCACAAAAGCAAUAUUAGCAUCACUGUGAAACAGUGAAAGGCCUGCAGUCUGACAAUUAGAAUUUUAUGGUAUUAAUCAGUAGUGAAUUUGUGUUUCAUAACUGAAUAAAAAAAAAAAUCAUUCAUUGUAAUGGUCCAUCUAAUAUGUUUUUAGAAAAACAACACAGAAAUAAAUUUUUUUUUAUUUAAAAGCUCUUGUAUUAUAGGGUAACAUUAUUACAAGGUAUUGCUACUACCUUUCUGGCAAUUGGAUCAUAGUAUGGUUUUGCUUAAUUAGCAAAUCUUGUUAAGAUUAAAGGAAAUUCUUUUCAUUUUUUACUGUUCAAUUUUGCUACAGAUUAAUUUGUGUGAAACUUAUUUAUCAGCAUUUUUCCUAUGAUAGAUUUUAUCUAAAACUUAAAAAGAUGAGAAGGAAUCAGUAAAAAAAAAAUCAUUUAUCUCUAUAUUCUUAUGAAAAACCCUUUAGCAUUUUGAAGCAUCUUUAUCCUUUAUGAUUUUUAUAUCUGUGAGACAUCAAAGAGAACUGUUACCAUUUAUCUUUUAUCUAAACAAGAAAAGUAAAGUGAUACAUUGCAAGUUGAGUUCAGUUGCCAUCUUCUCUUUGAAGCUCUCAGUAUAUCUAGUAAUUUGUAACUCCCAUCAUGAUUUCCUUAUGUCUCUCAACCUACUUUUGAAAGUAGUUGCAUUUAGAGAGUGCAAAUUAAUUUUAAUGAUUAGAAUUCAAGUCAGACCCAUUUGGGGAGGUAAAUCUUUGAGGGGGAAACAAAACAAUUAGCUCAACUUAACUGAAAUUGUUUCUACAUUUUUCUACUUAUAGAGGAAUAUGUAAAUUAGAAAGUAAGCUUUUAAAAUCCCUGACUUCUGAGAAGGUAUUUAGCCAUUUUUUUCCUAAGGUUUAUAGCAUUAUUGUAAAAAAUACCUAAGAAUAUACUGAACAGAAUUUAAUCAUAGGCCAGAAUGAAUAGAAACUUCGGAAAAACAGAUACUCCCAAAAACAAUGGAACGAGGGAUAUAUUGGUUCAGGGGGAAAAAAAGAGUAAGGCAUGAUUGAUAUCAUGUAGAAAAAAAGGAUUUACGCAGGUCCAAAGCAGGAACAACAAAAGGACGGGUCCUUUGCUUGAGAUGGAUGGUUCAAUGUGAGUGUGCUCUUGUUUCUUCUUCGUGCUCAAGGAGGUCCAAUGACGACAUGACACGGGGGUCACCGGACAGUGUGCUUGGCCGAGCGAUUCGGUCUCAGCCCACUAAGUCACGCCCCAGGAGCAGGCAGGCUGUGUGGCACAGGUGGCUUUGCUCAUGGAGUCCUGAGCCACCUGGGGUGUAGCAUUCCAUGCUUGGGCCGCUUGGCCAUCUCCCAUGGCCCGUGAUUGAUCCUGAAACUUCAGAGAGAACUGGGCAUCCUUGAGCCUUGUGACUGGUAUGGGUGCUUGUCCUGUGCGAGUUCCCUCUAAAAUCACCUUUGAGGCAAAAGUGUGCAUGACACCUGGGCGACGGGGUGUGCUCUCUGUAAGAGCUGGAGUGCUUGGCAGUCCACACAAGAAAGGGCCUCUGUGUGUAACCUCAGAAAAAUUCCAAAUCUUCCAAAGACAAUUCAAGUUUUCUUCAGUAUUCUGGCUCUGUAGACCUUGGGUUUGGUGGGCGGCCUGGGAUCCCAAGCCCUGAUUUAGCUCUGGCAAUCACACCAAUUCCACCUCGGCAUACAUCCCUGAAAAGUACCCUGCUACAGUAAGUGAAUCUGGCCACAGCGUUCAGAAUUUCUCAUUUAGCGUAACGUUGUGGCGUGGGUGGGUGCAUAGAACCACUGUGCUCUUGUUGUUAGUUGUCUGGCCUAAACUGGCACCCAAGGCAGAGAAAUCCCCUACUCGCGCCUCUCAGUGUUGGGCUCAAGCGCACAAUCUGUGAUCAGAAUGUCAGAAAUUCCCCUCCAUUUAUUUAGUCUUGGCUUGUGGCCUUCUCAGGUUAGUUUGCCAUCAGCGCAGUUGCUGAGCUUGAUGCUCUUUUCAUUUUCAUCGAAGGCAUCAGCACACAGCCCUGCUUCCUGCAUUCUUUGGUGACCAGGAAGGUGCGAGAGAUCCUUCAUCCAGAGCCCAGUUGAGCGUGUUGCCACAAGCCGCAUACAGCACUGAUCACCUCCUGUAGGCGAUGAGGCUCCAUACAAUCUUAACAGGAGCCCUCAUGACUGGCAGGAUCAGGGGCUUGCAACAGGGCGACGAAUGCUGAUUACAAACUCUCCUCCUCCUGGCCUUUCUCCUGGAGUUGUGUGACAGCAAAUACCAUACCUACCCAAAGCACCUUUAUGUCAACAUAAAGGUAACAGAAUGGUUUUAACUUUUACCUUUCUCAAAAAAAAAAAAAAAAUUUAGCCUUUGAAUUGACUAUCCCCCAUGUCUGCAGUGACUUCCCACGCCACCUCUCUACCACUCAGAGUCACUUUGUUGUUGCUCAGUUUUUGAGAUAGAAUAUAAACUUUCUAAAAGUAGAGAUGAUCAUUUUUGUCUUUGUAUUUCCAGCAUAGUCCCUCGUAUCCUGGCACUUAACGGCUUGAUGCUUGAUAGAAAGGCAAAAAUGAACAUGGUUUAUAUUGAAUUGAAAUCUGAGAUGAAAACUAGCAAAAGAGCAUUUUGGUGUUGGAGUUCAGAUCUUUUGGCCCAGACUAAUGGCAUCCCAGAGGAUUGAUUUGAUUGUCAUGCAUAAUCUUUUUAAGAAAUUGAUGUGCCAGAAAUCAGAGCCUGGCAAAUGUCCCCAGUUUUCAGAAGGUUGGAUUCUGCUUCCAAUAUGUGUCUUGUAGGAUCAUGGACAAAUCCUUUAUCCUCCGAGCCUUAGUUGUUUAUCCGUAAAAUGGGAAUAAUGCCUGUAGUAUCUACCUCAGGGGGUGACUCUGAGGCUUAAAUGAGAUUAUGUAUAAUGCUUUGCAACCUCUAAAGCACCAUAUAAAUGCCAGUUGUCAUUAACAUUUAGCAUCCCAGGAGAAUAUUGGUGUUGAGAUGAGUUUUUAUUUCAGGGAGCAACUUAAGGUCAAAAACAUUGUGCAGUUUCUCAAAUGCAAUCCAAUCUGCUCUUUCAAAUUUGAGGCCUAACUGAUCAUCCAUCUGUAUACCCCAUCCAAGACAGAUGUACUUGAUUGACUCUCCCCUCAAUUGUAUUUCAGUCUGGACCAUUGGCAUUUUUCAUGUACUUGGCUUUUCCUUUAAGAAUUAUGCCGGCCUCCUUUGAGUUAACGGUAAAUGUCACUGAGGCAGAUCUGUUCUUUAUCACAUCAAGACCAAGAAUUCUAAAAUUUCAUCUGCCAAAGGAAACAUCUGGAAGAUUCAUCAUCUUUAAGGAUUUUGUUGUCCACUUGGUGUCUGCAUUGGACGUCCUCCGUAAUAGUGACAGGUUUGACCAGCGUGUUUUCUUCUUUUAUUCUUGACAGCACCAGAGAGGAUUGUUGAUCAAAGUUACCUGUGGUAUUAUUUACCAAGGAAUCUUAUAUAAACUCAGCAUGCAUGACAGACAACUUGAUGGAACAGAGAGCUUUUAAGAUAGUCACAGGAUCUUAUUUUAAGAAGAAAAUGGCAUUUAUAUAGCAUUUUAAGGUUUUCCAAAGCACUGAACCUAUUUUCUCAUCACAACCCUAUGAAGUGGGUUUUUAUGUUCUCCACAUUUUAUAGAAGAGGAAACUUUGAGUCAAGACAGAUUUAAGUGGGUCCUCCAGGGUCCUGCAGCUAGAAAGCAUUGGAGUUAAGAUUUGGACUCAAGUUUCUAAGGAUCUUAUUAUCAUCAACUUUGUGGCUGCUGUAGAAAAUUGUACAAAAUUGACUGUUCUGUUCAAUUUCCAACAAGGAUAAUCCUUUUACAUACGUGUAAAUCAUCUUCCUAUGGACUGCAUCAGAAAAUAUGAAUGGGAGUUAAUGAUGUCCUGUGUUGCCUUUGGGAGAGUUAUACUGCCUACAAAUUUCUGGUAAUUGUAAUGUCACAAAAGUUCUCGUUGGUGUCUCACAUUUUGGAGGUGAUCUUGAAGACAAUGCUAGAGAAGUGCCAGCUCACUUUGGAAUAAAACAGACAGGCUGUGAGGUGGUCCCAGUAAUAUCUAUUGUCUGUUAUCUUAGGACCAGGCCAUUGAAAUAUGGAGAGGCUUGUAUCACUCAAGAGACUGGCCAGUGGGGGAUACAUUUCUUGGUCAGGGCAACUUAUAAAAUGCAAAAUGGUCUUCAAAUCUUUUCUGGUUCCCUCCUUUAAAAAGUGGUUUUACAUAUUUAACAUGUAUUGGUCAACCUGCCAUCCCGGGGAGAGAAUGGGGGAAGGAGGGAAAAAAGUGGAACAAAAGGUUUGGCAAUUGUCAAUGCUGUAAAAUUACCCAUGCAUAUAACUUGUAAAUAAAAAGCUAUGAAAAAAAAUUUUUUUAAAAUGGUUUUAAUUCAACCUACCCUUCCCAGGAAGCACCCUGAUGAAUCUUCUUACAAAGCUGGUUUCUCAAAAAUGUGUUAAAUAAUAAUCAAAUGGUAUGAUUGUAACUGAUGGUAUAUUUCACUUUCCACUUUUGAAAUUGGCCAGUUACAUAUGCAUACUUCAACUUUAGUGGAAUAGUUCCAAUAUCAUCUGCUCUGUAUUUUAAGAUAUUUACACUGUAAAGUCAUGUAUUUUGUUCUUUUAUUCUGUAUCACACCAUACAGAUCCUUUCAUGUUUCUCUCAUUUCCUUCUAUUGUAAUUCCUUACAGUGCUGUGGUGUUUUAUUAAAUUGAUAUAUCAUA
Antechinus flavipes (yellow-footed antechinus) is the source of this 7534-nucleotide messenger RNA. RefSeq names its product protein arginine methyltransferase 9 (gene PRMT9). Bases 645 to 2843 code for a protein of 732 amino acids. Gene Ontology annotation, biological process: peptidyl-arginine methylation. NCBI's taxonomy places the organism in Eukaryota, Metazoa, Chordata, Mammalia, Dasyuromorphia, Dasyuridae. The record is from RefSeq and is a predicted model, not a curated record. The transcript has 11 exons. Gene Ontology annotation, molecular function: protein-arginine omega-N monomethyltransferase activity; protein binding.